This is a messenger RNA of Closterium sp. Naga37s-1, 4194 nucleotides long. NCBI's taxonomy places the organism in Eukaryota, Viridiplantae, Streptophyta, Zygnematophyceae, Desmidiales, Closteriaceae. The record is from the annotation of a GenBank genome assembly.
AUGCCGCCGUUUACGACUCCGAGGGCCGAGGCGCGUCGCCAUCAGCAGCUACAACAGCGGCAGCGGAGCCGCGCGCCGUGGCUCGCCGGCUGGAAUCGUCAGUGCCUCGCAGCGCUCAAUCUAGACGUCGCCUGGGCGCGCUUCGUCAAGGCAGUCGGCCGACGGUUAGAGUCCCCAAACCGGCCGGCUAAGUCAGGUUACUAUGCCGGCUGCUACGGCUGCCUAGCCGGCGUAGCGUUAGUCUGCGCGCUGCUCGUCGUCCUCCCACUCAUUCUCCAGCGCCGCGCAUUCCUCUCCCCCUCCGCCUUGCGCGCCGCGACCUCCGUCGACCGCGAGGCGCUGGCGGUGGCGGUGGAGCGGCGCGGGCCGUACAUCGACUCCGCCGACAUCAGCGCCGCCGCCGCGUGGCCCUCCGCGCUCGACGACCUGCCUCCCGCGCGCGAUGCUUCCGCGCGCGAGUCAGACGCGCGCGCGCGCGGCAAGGGGGGAGCGGGUGGCGAGGGAGUGACAGGGGGGAAAGGGGAGGGUGAAACGCGGGAGGAGCGGCGGGGUUUGCAAGGGGGGGAGCAGCAGGGGGAGGGGGAGCGGAGAAGCGGAUUGGACGCGGAGGGGGGCGCGGAGGCAGCGUGUGCGUCAGGAGGCGCGGGGUGCCCGUACCCCGACAUUGUCGUGCGCGCCAAGGGCCCACUGCAUGCGCGCAUGGAGGCGGUGUGUGCGGGGUACGCCAUAACGCAGCUGCUCGCCAUGAAGCUCUCCCCGCCCGUCGUUGACGCCGUCGGUGUCCCCCACCCCCACGGCCCCCACGCUGCUGCGGCUGGCGCUGCUGGUAUGGAUGCUGCUGCUGCUGCUGGCAGCAGUGGGGGCAGCAGCAGCAGCGGGGGAGUGGAGGGGCCAGGGGUGGGAGAGGAGGGAGUGAGGCAGCUGCGGCUGGCGGUGCUGUGGCAGCCGGACAGCGGCGUGUGGGACGCUCACUUCCACCACCUCUUCCUGCCCCUGCCGCUCUCGCCCUCCCUGCCUGACGACCAUGACGCACCACACAACGGGUCACAUAACGACCCACGUGCUGCGGGUGCAGCGACGGUGGCAGUGCUGCAUGAGAAGCCGCUGUGGCUGCACUCGCCACUCUACGCUGAAGGAAGGCUGGAUCUGGAUAUCGUACCUGCUCCGCCACAGUCCCCGCCACGUCAGCAGCCACCUCAGCAACCACAGCCACAGCCACAGCAGCAACCACAGCCGCAGCCAGGUCAGCCCCAGCCACAGCACAACCCGCACGGUGCACAGCAAGCACCGUGGCUGGUGGAGCAGCCGCCCGUCCCCUUCCCCACCCACCCUCACACCACUCGCCGCCGCCUGCUAAGCACCGGCGCCAACAGGGUGGGCACCGGCACUGGCACUGGAAGGGCGCGCUCCUCCCAGCAGCUCAGCAGUGCCCGCCUGGCGUCUGCCCGCCUGCUCCUGUCGCCUGCUGGGUCCUCCCCUUCCGGCGAUGAGCCUGGCACGCAGAGCAGUGGUGGGCGGAGCACUGAAGGGCAGAGCACGGGGCGAAGGCGACUGGCAGAAGCGGCAGGAGGCAGCACAGGAGGCACAGGGAGCAGCAGCGGCGGUAGCAGCGGUGGUGGCGGUGGCAACACGGUAUCUGUUAGCCUUCACCUGCUCUCGUCCCUGCGAAACGCUGCUACGAGCAUGGAGGUGGCGCCAGGGUCAGAGGAGGCGAUGGAGCUGCAGGCGUCAAUGGUGGAGUGCUACGGCAUGCUGCACCCCUCGCCUGCCGUGCAAGAGUUGGUUGCACGGGAGAACCUCACCCACGUGCAGCGCAGCACUGCCGUGUACAUGGAGCCGGUGCUAUCAGGGUGCACGGGGUGCGAUGUGAAGCAGGUGGUGAACUGCACGGCGCGGCGCCUCAUGUGGCUCUUCCUCGCGCACCCCGCCACCGCCACCACGCUCGCCGCCUUCUGGCCCUCGCACGCCCUCGCCGUCGCCCACACCUUCCACCCCGCCCGCCAGCCACACCUCCUCCGCACCACUCUGCACCGCUCCGAACAGUGCCGGCCGAACCCGCAGCGCGGGGAGCUGGCGGCGCCGGCCAUGGUGCCGCACCCGUGGACGCCGAAGCAGAUCGCAGAGAAGCGGCACCGCGACGACAUGGCCAGGAAUGUGAGUCGCGCCGAUGCUGCUGCUGCUGACGUGGCGAAGAGCGUGGCGAGUCGGAAGGAGCGGAAACAGUGGCUUGAUAAGGUGGUGAAGGAGCAGCUGGAGGAGGAGAAGCGGAGUGCGCGAGGCACGGGCGAGGGGGGAGGGGACGAGGGGAGCGGGGCAGGAGCAGGAGAGGAAGGAGCGGGAGGAGGGGAGGGAGGGAGUGCGAGCUUCAUUGCAGGUGUAGACGGGCCCGAGGGAGCGGGAGAGGCCGGGGGGAUGGACGCGAAGGGCGAUGCACGGAGGGAGCGAGUGCUGGAGUUUUUGCAGAAGAUGUACGGGCCGGGCAUGGGGGCGCGGCAGCUGGGCAAGACGGAGGGCGAGCAGAGGCGGCAGAUCAGGGCGAUGCUGAAGGAGCUCAUGGGGCGCGACUGGAAGGCCGUGCUGGCGGGGGAGGAGGAGGGGGAGAAGGAGGGCGAGGGGGACGGGGACGGGGAGGGGGAAGGGGAGGGGGAGGGCAAGCAGAAUGCUUUCAGUUUAGUGAGAUUGCGGCGGUUGCUGCAGACUGAGUUGAGGGAGGGUGGUGAAGAGAUGGGAGAGGUGAAUGAGCCGCAUGCAGGCGAGCGGCAGCAGGAGGAAGGGAGAAGGAAGGUGAAACAGCAUGAGCAGCAGCAAGGCGAGACAAGAGAGCAGCUGAGGAAACAGAUGGAGCUGGCAGAGAGAGAAAUGGCUGAGAGGGAGUCGAGGGAGAGGGAGUUGGUGCAGAGGGAGUGGGAGGGGCUGGACGCGAAGCAGAGGUCGAUCCGGUGCUCCCAGCUGGAGGCGGCGGAGCUGUUCGCGCUCUCCCACGCGCCACGCCUCAUCCACCUGCACCACUCGCCGCAGGCCGACUUCCUGCACGCGCAGGCCAUAGCCCGCCGCACCCAGGAGGCUUCGCAGGCUGCGGGUGGUGCGGUGGGGAGGGGGGAGCGCGGCGGCGUGGGGUGGGUGGGGGCGAUGGCGGAGGGCGUGGAGCGCGGCGAGGAGGUGGGGUUUGUGAGAGAGGAGACGAUUUGCCAGGCACCGUCGACGAAGCCGAUCACGAAGCACCGCAUAGGGCACCAGCUGAUCGUGGAUGAGGGCAUAGGCCUGUUGUACUGCUGGGUGCCCAAGGUGGCGUGCACGAGCUGGAAGGUGUGGCUGAGGCAGCAGCACCACGACACGCACAGCAACGAUCUCCUCUCCACGCACUGCCCCUUCGCCUCCAACAUCACCGAGCUGUGGUACGCGCUCACGGAGCCGGCAGCCAUCCGCGCCGUGACGCGCCCCGACCUGCUGCGCUUUGUGUUCGUGCGGCAGCCCUUUGAGCGCAUCGUGUCCGCCUACCUCAACAAGCACGUCGCGGGGGGCGGGCCCGAUGGAUGGGGCCGCAAGUUCUGGAACCUGAACUUCUUCGGUCAUCUGGCGUACUUCAGGCAGAUGAACAACCGCACGGGCGGCAACUUCACGUUCCCCGAGUUCGUGCGCCUGGUGGAGUAUGGCAUGCGCUUUGACAGGCGCAAGAACAUGGACAACCAUCUUGCUCCUCAGUCGCUGCUGUGUGGGUUGGACCGAAUAAGGUACGACCUGGUGGGGCGCUUUGAGCGCAUGGAGGAGGACGUCAACGCCGUCAUGACGCGCCUCGGCCGCCAGCCAGGCGACGCGUUUGACUUUGGCAAGAAGAUCCACCCCACCAAGUCAAGAGACCAGCUGCUGCAGCUCUACAGUGACGCUGUUGCUGUUAGGUUGCUUCCCAGUUGCUUCCACCGAAGGUGCCACGGUAUCGCACUGCUGUGUGUCAUGGUGCUCUCUGCUGUCCUUUGCCCGCACGCCAUCACUGCCAUCACCCACCUGGGAUCCCCCAUGCCGCCUCCACCUGUCACCAUGUGGGCAUCGCCCAUGCAGGCGACGUAUUUCAAGGUGAAGAGCACGUACGAGGCGGACAUGGAGGAGCCCUUCAACGCCAUCCACUUCCACCCGCCGCCAGAGCUGCAAGACAAGUUUGAACCAAAGCCACGGCAACCACAAGGACCCAUGAGAUGA